Molecule: messenger RNA, 636 nt
Organism: Rhodotorula toruloides NP11
Lineage: Eukaryota; Fungi; Basidiomycota; Microbotryomycetes; Sporidiobolales; Sporidiobolaceae
Product: thioesterase superfamily protein
Exons: 5
Coding region: 1-636 (211 amino acids)
Molecular function (GO): fatty acyl-CoA hydrolase activity
Source: RefSeq, a predicted model, not a curated record
AUGCUCUCACGCACACUGCUCUCCCAAGCACGCCGACCACUGCUCUCCCCCUUCGCCCCCCAGCUUCGCUCCAUGUCCUCCCCCACUCCACCUAUCGGCAACCCUCUCGACCUCAGGACGUACCAAGCAGGGAGGGACAGCGCCCUCAAGUGGGCCAAGGAGAACGGGUACAGCGACGAGUGUAUGGUAGAGGUGCAGGUCGCGUGGGGAGAGCAGGACGCCAACGCACAUGUCAACAACGCCGUCUACUUCCGCUGGCUCGAGACUGGCCGGCUCAACUUCAUGCGCGUGUUGGGCUCGCACCUCGAUCCACAAGCAGCGAAGGACUUGAGCGGGUCAGGGAAGGGCAAGGGCGUGAUCCUCGCUCGAAUCACGUUCGACUACCGGAAACCGACAUUCCACCCGGACAACCUCUUGAUCCUGCACAAGCCCGUCCAAGUCUCGGCAAAGAAGAUGAUCCUCCAAGCCUCCGUCUACUCCUACGCCCAGCAAACCGUCGUCGGGACUUCGGACUCGGUCAUGGUUGGAUACGACUAUGAUGCGGGCAAGAGUUGUGCGUGGAGUCCCCAGUUGGUGGACUUGUUGGUUGAGCGUGGGGCGGAGAAGGUGGAGAGUGGUGGGAAGGCAAAGCUUUAG